CCUGGCGGCGGGGCGCGGGGUACGCCGGGAAGUCUGGCGGGCGGGAGGCGGCGGGAAGCAGCCGGUGGGCCGCGGCACCGGCAGCGGCAGCGGGAGGCAGCAGGAUGGUGAAGCUGACGGCGGAGCUGAUCGAGCAGGCGGCUCAGUACACCAACGCCGUGCGGGACCGCGAGCUGGAUCUCCGGGGGUAUAAAAUUCCUGUCAUUGAAAAUCUGGGUGCUACCUUAGACCAGUUUGAUGCUAUUGAUUUUUCUGACAAUGAAAUCAGGAAACUGGAUGGUUUUCCUUUGUUGAGAAGGCUGAAAACAUUAUUAGUGAACAACAAUAGAAUAUGCCGUAUAGGUGAGGGACUUGAUCAGGCUCUACCCUGUCUGACAGAACUCAUUCUCACCAACAAUAGUCUUGUGGAACUGGGUGACCUAGACCCUUUGGCAUCUCUCAAAUCACUGACUUACCUAAGUAUUCUGAGAAAUCCUGUAACAAACAAGAAGCAUUAUAGACUGUAUGUAAUUUAUAAAGUUCCGCAAGUCAGAGUACUGGAUUUCCAGAAAGUGAAACUAAAAGAGCGUCAGGAAGCAGAGAAAAUGUUCAAGGGCAAACGGGGUGCACAACUUGCAAAGGAUAUUGCCAGGAGAAGCAAAACUUUCAAUCCAGGUGCUGGUUUGCCAACUGACAAAAAGAAAGGUGGGCCAUCUCCAGGGGAUGUAGAAGCAAUCAAGAAUGCUAUAGCAAAUGCGUCAACCCUGGCUGAGGUGGAGCGGCUGAAGGGCUUGCUACAGUCCGGUCAGAUACCUGGCAGAGAACGCAGAUCAGGCCCCACUGAUGAUGGUGAAGAGGAGAUGGAAGAAGACACAGUCACAAAUGGGUCCUGAGCAGUGUGGCCCAAGUAUCUGCAGGAUGCGUAAUAUGCCUACUUGGGACAAGUCCUGUUUUUUUGAACUUGGAAUAAUAACCUUGUUUGAGUCAGCAAAGUGGAGCUUAUAGGCAUUGUUGAAAUGCUUAAGACUGCUGCCCGUAAUUUUGUAAUACUAUAAAUUUUGAAAUCUAAAUGCCAGUUUUCUACAAAUAGUAAAAAUGUGACAUUCACUGUGCUGCCAAGCUGUCUGUCAUCGGGCGGGGGUGGGUGGGUGUGCAGUGCUGUGAGGUAUGGACAUGUGGAGGUUGGAAAUGACAGAAGUCAAUGUUUCUAGAUAGGCUUCCCAGGCCUCUCUAAAAUGUUUAGAUUUUUAAGUUCUUAAUAAAACUCAAGAUAAUUUGCUGCCCGUGGUUAUCAGUAA
Canis lupus familiaris (dog) is the source of this 1277-nucleotide messenger RNA. It is a transcript of the gene SNRPA1, whose product is annotated as small nuclear ribonucleoprotein polypeptide A'. The transcript is spliced from 9 exons. Gene Ontology annotation, biological process: mRNA splicing, via spliceosome. Lineage: Eukaryota; Metazoa; Chordata; Mammalia; Carnivora; Canidae. Gene Ontology annotation, molecular function: U2 snRNA binding; protein binding. The coding region runs from base 105 to 872 and encodes 255 amino acids. The record is from RefSeq and is a predicted model, not a curated record. Gene Ontology annotation, cellular component: U2 snRNP.